Molecule: messenger RNA, 726 nt
Organism: Sinocyclocheilus grahami
Lineage: Eukaryota; Metazoa; Chordata; Actinopteri; Cypriniformes; Cyprinidae
Product: gastrula zinc finger protein XlCGF49.1-like
Exons: 3
Coding region: 4-726 (240 amino acids)
Biological process (GO): regulation of transcription by RNA polymerase II
Molecular function (GO): DNA-binding transcription factor activity, RNA polymerase II-specific; RNA polymerase II cis-regulatory region sequence-specific DNA binding
Source: RefSeq, a predicted model, not a curated record
AGAAUGAAACACACUGAAGAUACUGAAGAACUAACAGAGUUGAAUGAAGAACUGAGUGAAGUUAAGGAGAAAAGUCAUAUUAAAACUGGAGAAAAACAUUUGAGUUGCUCUCAAACCAAACAGAAAGAUUUAAAGGAAAGAAGAGCCAAGAAACCUUUAACCUGCACUCAGUGUGGAAAGAGUUUGGCAAACAAACGUAAUCUUGAGCUUCACAUGAGAGUUCAUACUGGAGAGAAACCGUACACAUGUGAUGAGUGCGGGAAGAGCUUCACAAUAAAAUCACACCUCAAAGAUCACAUGAACAUCCACACUAGAGAGAAACUGUACACAUGUGAUCAGUGCGGCAAAGCAUUUUUGUGGGCUUCAUACCUGAAGACACACCUGAGAGUUCAUACAAAGGAGAAGCCACAUUCAUGUCAUUUGUGUGGAAAGAGUUUUUCACGUCUACAACAUUUGAAAGUACAUCAGAAAAUACAUACCGCUGUGAGAGAGUACAUGUGCUUUGAGUGUGAAAAGACUUUUACUACAGCAAGCAAUUUGAAACUGCAUGAGAUGAUUCACACUGGAGAAAAACCUUACAAGUGUUCACACUGUGACAAGAGAUUCAGUCGGUCAUCAAGUCGGAAAACACACGAGAGGAUCCACACUGGAGAGAAACCGCAUCACUGCACUGAAUGUGGGAAGUGUUUCAAUAAUUCAUCUGCUUUACACAUUGUGACACAGUAA